AAUUCCAGAGAAGCGAACAUUUAAUCUCAGGCCAAAAGCAUUCAUUUUAAAAGUGUCUGUCCAUUACAAUGCCAAUAUAAUCGGUUCAGAGGGUUAAAUGGUUGGCUUAGUUGGAUUUAAUGUCUCAGCGUGUCGAUCCCCUCUCAGCCUGACGCGAGAGUAAUUCCCCCGCCUCCGGAAUCUGUUGGCAGUGGGCUGCAGCCAUCAUGUGUACACAACAUCUUCACUCAGUUGCCAAUUCAUACGGUGUACUUUACUAAAGGUAAUUAUGUACAGUCCUGAAUUAAUUCCUAGCAUGCAUCAGGCUGAACAGGGUGGGACUUAUAAACUGGUAGUUGCAUGCAUACAUAUUUAUGGAUUGCAUGGCCUGCAAUGUGUUUCUGCAGUGUUGUGAAAUCACGUAUCAGAAGCCUCUCAUUCAGGAAAACACACGGACAGUAAGAGUCCAACCGCUGCCCUCUUGGCACACUUUGCUCCCUCCCAUGGCUCAGUUCUCGAUGAUCUCUGGGUGCACGAUCGAGCUGAGAGAAUAAACACUUUUUCAGCCAGAUCUUUGGUUUGAUGCCACCACGACAGUCAGAGAGAAAAACACAUUUUAUACGUAUUUUAUUGAAAGAUUUUUACCAUAACUAAGAGGAUUGUACACUUACACUGUAUAUGCGUGUUUAUUUAGUUCUAUUUUCUAUUCUAACUGUAACUCCAACUGGAUUGGCACAAAGGCUUUUACAGACAUUCAUAGUCCUCAGAGGGUUUUACCCAAGUGACUUUGGUAAUUCCUUGAAUUUUCCUCAGGUGCCUCCAUGAAGCUGAUGUGUGUGAGCUUUGAGUGGAGGAUCUCUCCAGCUGUUUGUGCUGACGUUCUUGGUGCCCAGAGGCUGCACCGCAGUGAUAGUGUUGCUCAUAUGCAACCCUGGAAGGUUCCUCUAUGGGUGACAUGAGUCUGGCCUAUAGUCAGGAGCCCGAGGAGGUGCCGCGGGUCGUCCAUGUAUCUGAGGUCAGGGGAGCAGACGAAGGCCAUGCGGUAAUCUCCCGACGGAAACGGAACAUCCUUUUCCCGAGCGGAGUCAAACUCUGCGCUCAGGAGACCACGCAGCAAGUCGUUGAAAACCACCUGAGCUACUUCCAUCUCCGAGUGUGCCAGGAAACCGUAUGGGAGGCCUUCAAGAUCUUUUGGGACCGCCUCCCAGAGCAAGAAGAGUACCAGAGCUGGAUGAGCCAAUGCCAGGAGGGCUCAGUCACGGCACAAGAUGUUGGCGGCUACUUUAGCCGAUCAGAGGAGCACCGGGCUCUGGUUGAAAAGAGAAUGUCACUGCCAGGUUUGAAAAGUGAAGCCGCCAGGUCCUGGCACCGAAUGUGCAUCACUCCCACACAAAAGUCCCCAGAAGAUGCUGAGGCUCCUGAGCUGGAAGAGAACGAUGAAGGUGAUACCGUGCAGGAAGCAGCCGCCAUCGCUCCAGAGGUGGUGGAGAGUCCAACGGACAAUGACAUUCCCCUGCAGCCUCCCAACCCCACGGUGCUGGAGCAGGUGGUGGAGUUGAGCCUCCUGCUGACCGGGGAGACGUACAGCAACGACCUCGGCGAUCCGGCCAGCCUCCACCACCAAACUCUUAGCAGACAGUUGGCUGAAAAGAUAGAGGACGCUCUGGAGGGGCUUCCUGGAUUUAAGAGUAUGUCCGUACUGGACUUCAGGUCAGUGUUCCCGCUGUGGUUUAAUCCUGUGGAGAGAAGAAAUGUGCUCACAAUAAGGACUUGUAAUGUUAACUCUAUGUCACCUGUUCCCUGCAGGCCCCAGAAGGACACUGAAGGGCAGGACAACGUGGUGGUCGUCUACGCCGUCACAGUGGCGGUGGAUGGAGCAGGAGUGAGCAACGAUCAACUGGACUACCUCACCUUGCAGUCGAACCGGGUGGAGAACUCCUACCGCCGGGUCACGCAGCUCUCCCCGGAGGUCUACACCACCGGCGCGGUCCACAGCGUAAACACCGAAGGCCCGCAUGGCAACGCGGUGGAAAGUGUGUCUGAGGGCGCCGACUCUGUCAACGCAGCAGACGCAGCCGUGAUUGAUGCUGCUGAUGAGCCACCACAGGUCCCCAUCCUGGAAGAGGACACAGAUGUUGUCAUAGAAGACGACGUCCUGCCUGAGCCCUCUGAAACCACCGCAGACACAGAAAAUAACGUAAUUGUCCUGGAGGAGAGCGAGCUUGUGUCUCCUGCUCCUGGACUUGCCACUGGUGCACCUGAAGCCGGCGGCAUUGAGGAGGAGGGUCUGUUGCUGGAUGACACUCUGCAGACUCCUGCUGUGGAAAGCCGUCCAGAGGAGCUCCCGGCCGAGCUGCCAGAGGACGUCACGCUGCCUGAACCCCCAGUGGAGGUGGAGGCCUCUGGUUUGACCACAGAUGACCCGGAGGACCUGCUCCACCCAUCUACGCCGACGGAGGAAGGAGAGGUGUCCGUUAAGGAGACCGCCGCAGAAGAUGGGCCGAUAACAGAAGAUGUCCGGGUUGCGGCAGUGGGAGAAGAACCUACCGUUGCAGCUUUGGAAGAUGAGGUUGUUGUGAGUGAGGAAGAGAUUCCAGAGGAGCUCGAGAUCUCUACCACUGCAGCAGAGACCGUAGCAGAAGGCCUGCCUGUCCUGGUCCCACCUGCUGAGGCUGCAGAUGUAGAGAGUGAAGCAGAGCCGGAGGCAGCAGAAACAGGUCUGCUUCCUGGUGGUGAAGACCCGGUGGAGGGUACAGAAGAAUCCAGCCCCACGGAUGUUCCAUCGGCAGAGGAGGAAGUAAAUCCCAAACAGCCCGUGGAAGAAGCGGACAUUGAUAAGGUGGGGCCCUAUCCUGAGGAACACGUAGUUGCCGUUGAAGAUGGUAGCAUGGAGGAAGAGAGCGAGGGACACGGCGUGAGGAAAGAGACGCCACCUGAAGCUCCGCCUGCAGAGGACUUGGCCACAGCAGCUCCAGGGAUCUCCACAGAGGAUCUUGCAGAGGAUGAAGUUUUACUCGUCACCAGAGAUCAACUCCGGCCGGCUCCAGAGAGCGAGUCGCCUUUCACCCAAAUCUCUGAAGUUGACCUUUCCUCCGAAGGGCAACCUGACGUCAUAAUCCCUCUACUGGUGGAGAUCCAGACCACUGGCCGAGGCCUGGACGAUGCCGCCAUUGGAGAACGAGGCUAUGAUGUGAUCCACUAUGGUUAUGAUUUGAUUAACCACACAGAGGAGGGCAGCACCGGCUUCCCGUUCGGCGUUGCACACGGCACAGACCAAGCCAGCAUCGCCAUGCCUGCGAACCCUGGACGAGCACUGAUGGUGUUCUUCAGCCUGCGGGUGACCAACAUGAUCUUUUCAGAUGAUCUAUUUAACAAGAGCUCCCCAGAAUACAAAGCUCUGGAGCAGCGCUUCAUCGAGCUGCUUGUACCAUACCUACAGUCCAACCUGAGCAACUUUGAGAACCUGGAGAUCCUGAACUUCAGGAACGGGAGCAUUGUCGUCAACAGCCGGAUGAAAUUUGGCAAACCUGUGCCACAAAGUGUCACCACCACGGUCUAUCUGAUCCUGGAGGACUUCUGUAAUACAGCCUACCAGACCAUGAACCUGGCCAUCGAUAAGUACUCACUGGACGUCGAGUCAGGUGACGAGGCCGACCCCUGUAAGUUCCAGGCGUGUAAUGAGUACGCAGAGUGCAAGGUGAACAAGUGGUCGGGCGAGGGAGAGUGCGUCUGCAAUGCUGGAUACUUCAGCGUGGAAGGCCUGCCCUGUCAGAGUAUCUGUGAGCUGCGGACUGACUUUUGCCUCAAUGACGGCAAGUGUGACAUCAUCCCCGGCCAGGGCGCCAUCUGCAGGUGUCGUGUCGGAGAAAACUGGUGGUACAGAGGAGAGCACUGCGAGGAGUAUGUGUCUGAGCCGCUGGUGGUCGGCAUAGCGAUCUCCUCCGUAGCUGGAUUCCUCUUUGUGGCCUCUGUGGUCAUCUUCUUCCUCGCCAGGACGUUACGGGAUCAGUAUGACAAGGAUGAGUCAGAGGACCCCAUUCGGCGAGGAGAGAGUCUCCCGUCCCUAGAAAGGGCGACCAAGUACAACCCCAUGUAUGAGAGUGAGGCCACCACCGGCUACAGCCAUUACUACCGCCGAUACCCCGAGGCGCUCGUCUACAGCAGCGCCAGCGCAGAGGCCUCCACUGACUUCAGCAGCGAGGAGAUACGACACAUCUACGAGAACAGUGAACUGACCAAGGAGGAAAUCCAAGACAGGAUACGCAUCAUUGAGCUCUACGCGAAGGACCGGCAGUUUGCAGACUUUGUACGCCAUCACCAAGCUGUCGUGGAUACCCGCCGAGAGAGCUCCUCCGCGCACACAUGAAACAAACAAGCACGGCGCUCAGGAUCUGGGCCGUUUGAGACGGACUGAACUUCAGCAAGCUGCUCUUUGUUUGAUCUCCUCCAACGAGUCCUCCCUGAGUCCCCGUGUGACCCGAGAUGUUGCUCUUCCUCCUUCCUCUGUGCCUUCUCCGGACUGGGAGAGCUGGUUGUGACAUCAAGUGUUGCUGGACGUCUCCUUUUGUGGAAACUGGACUCAAUCCUGUUACUUGAACUGCUCAUCACAAUCAGUCAAACGCUUUUGUUUAGUGGAAUAAUUUAUUUUGUUUCAUUGUGUUAUAACUGUCCACACUUAAAGGGAAGAACUUAAAAAUAUGAAUGUGUAUAUAGUGAUACUGUGAAGAUGUUUGCUACUUAAGAUAUUAAUCUCUACUUUUCUUUGUCUCUACAAAGGUCAAAUAUACUCUUUAGAUAUUCCUCAGAAAGGCACUGAGAAAAUUGUUUGUUUUUAAUCAAUGGUGCUAACCUAAUUUAAAAUGUAGGAGUCUGUAAUAAAACAUUUUUACAAUUUAAAGCAA
Molecule: messenger RNA, 4880 nt
Organism: Gasterosteus aculeatus aculeatus (three-spined stickleback)
Lineage: Eukaryota; Metazoa; Chordata; Actinopteri; Perciformes; Gasterosteidae
Source: RefSeq, a predicted model, not a curated record